AUGACAACCACACAGCCCUCUUGCAAAGUAGUCUUAGCAGGAAGUAUCGCCAAAGGACUGCUGGCUGAAGUUUCCGAUGGUCUGAAAAGCAUAGAACAACCACCUCAUCUCCUGGGUAUCCUAGCAAAUGCAGAUCCUUCCGCUCGGUUGUACGCGGAGUGGACGGAGAAGACGUGUAAAGAGAAUGGCUUUCAAUACACACUCCGCGAAGUUGGCAAGGACCAGGUCGAAGAAACCAUCAUGAACGCCAACGCUGACCAGGCCAUUGACGGGAUCAUCGUCUACUACCCCAUCUUCAACAGCCGACAAGACCAGUACCUACAACAGAUUGUCGAUGUCUCCAAAGACGUCGAAGGUCUUAGCCAUCGCUACAUCUUUAACAUGUAUCAGAACAUCCGCUUUCUCGAUGAAGCUCAGACACAGAAGAGUAUUUUACCAUGCACGCCCUUGGCUGUGAUCAAGAUAUUGGAGUACCUUUGUAUCUACAACACGAUAUUGCCUUAUGGAAAUCGACUUUUUGGUCAUACGAUUUGUGUGGUCAAUAGAAGUGAAGUUGUUGGUAGGCCUCUUGCUGCGCUGCUCGCGAAUGAUGGGGCUUGUGUUUACAGUGUGGAUGUGACGGGCAUACAGAAGUUCACUAGAGGGGAAGGUAUCAGGAAACGGAAGCAUGAGGUCGAGGAUAUGGAUGGGUGGGGAUUGGAGGAUUGUUUGCCAUUUUGUGACGUGGUAAUCACUGGUGUGCCUGGUGAAAAGUUUAAGUUUCCUUGUCACCUGCUGAGGGAAGGGGCUGUGUGCGUUAAUUUCUCGAGUGAAAAGAAUUUCGGACCCGAGGUCAAAGAAAAGGCAUCCAUAUAUGUACCUGCAACUGGCAAAGUCACCAUUGUAGUGCUAUUGAGAAACCUUUUGCGGAUCGUCCAGAACAGGCGAGCAGGUAAUUCUAAACCUGCCGAGGCGGUAGAAAAGCCGGAAAAGGUGGAAGCAGCAAAUCCCCGGAACAUGGCUUGA
Endocarpon pusillum Z07020 is the source of this 1005-nucleotide messenger RNA. Its product is annotated as Methylenetetrahydrofolate dehydrogenase. The record is from RefSeq and is a predicted model, not a curated record. Gene Ontology annotation, molecular function: methylenetetrahydrofolate dehydrogenase (NAD+) activity; methylenetetrahydrofolate dehydrogenase (NADP+) activity. Gene Ontology annotation, cellular component: cytosol. Gene Ontology annotation, biological process: purine nucleobase biosynthetic process. Lineage: Eukaryota; Fungi; Ascomycota; Eurotiomycetes; Verrucariales; Verrucariaceae. The transcript has 3 exons. Bases 1 to 1005 code for a protein of 334 amino acids.